Molecule: messenger RNA, 6153 nt
Organism: Lasiodiplodia theobromae
Lineage: Eukaryota; Fungi; Ascomycota; Dothideomycetes; Botryosphaeriales; Botryosphaeriaceae
Product: Peptidase C19 ubiquitin carboxyl-terminal hydrolase 2
Exons: 22
Coding region: 1-6153 (2050 amino acids)
Biological process (GO): protein deubiquitination
Cellular component (GO): cytosol; nucleus
Molecular function (GO): cysteine-type deubiquitinase activity; cysteine-type endopeptidase activity
Source: RefSeq, a predicted model, not a curated record
AUGGCGGCGCAACAUGCUAUGGAUUCGCCCAGCCUGAGGAACUGCACCCCGCCAGCGAGCCUGGAGUCGCCUGAAGAGCGCCGUGACUCUAUGGAAGACGCUGACUGCUCUCCCUCGCGAUUCAAACGCCCCCGCCUGGACAGCGGCAGCCGUGCUGUCCGCAAAAUGUCCCAAGAUCUGGACCACGAGAGCCUGGCGCACCCAGAUGCUAACGCGCCCGCAACGCCCAUGGAACAGCACGAGCAAACUGAGGACCCCGUUUCCCACACCCCAAAUACUCCUAGCCGCAUCACCCUCAACCUGCGCCCGCCGCAAACUCCCUCGCACACCCGCGCCGCUGCCGAGCCCUCCGCCGACACCCAUGCCGAUGCAAACGAGGCUGUCCACCAAAUGACUGCCGCUUCAGACUCAGAUUCCAGCGCGACCCUCCGCUCCUCCCCUUCCGCUUCCUCGCCGAACAGCAAGAUCCACACCCCGCCCCCAGACGCGGAACGAACUGACUCCGCACUGUCGCCCGGCGCCGCUUCUAGCCCCGUGGUCGAGAUUGCCGUGGACGACGCUGACGAUAUGGCCGACUCCUCAGAUAACGUGGUAGAGCUGAACGAGGACGAUGAGGAAGAGGUGGUCUUCGUCGGCGACAUCUUCGAGGCCUUUCCGUUCGCAAAGAACUACGGUCGGGAGACUGCCCUAGGAGGGUUGCUAAACUUGAUCUCGAGACCACGCCAUGGCAAUGAUGGCGAGCUGACACAGCUAAAGGACUGGCUGCUCUGUCUUUCGACGUUCGUUCAUCAAGGCAAGCUUGACGCGCGCACUACGUAUCUGCAGGAGCCCGUAUUUUGGGACGAGAUUGCCAAGAUGUUCCACCGCAUAACUCAGCGUCAGGUUCCGUAUGGAGAAGCUUUCCACCUCGACCCUGACAAAAGCGAAGUUGACGCCCUGCGGGAUCUAUGGUCUGCGUACGCUAAGUGCGUCGCGCAAAUGCUCAAAGUCGAGAUCAAGGCCCUCGAGGCCGGCACUUACUCCGUCAGCAACUCGCGCCUUGUUGCCUUCAACCACAUGAAAAUCAUGAAAGAUAUCCUACGGUUCCGCGAGGACCUCCCAUUUUGGGUAUUGAUGAAUGACCUUGUUGUCCAGGACUCCGACGCAUUGAAGAAGAUAUGCUCCACGAUUAUGUCUGGCUUCGUUUCCGAGCUGGGCGAACCUUCAUGCCUGGUCAGCCUGACAUCCUUGAAGGGACCCAUUGAGCUUUGCAUCGAACUCGUCAACACUACUGCAACAAUUCUGUCAAGCGCCGCAUGCCUGGACCCAGAAAUCGCCCUGAUGCCUGACGUUCUCCACUUAUCAUGGUUGCUCAAGACAUUAGAGCAGUACAUACUGAAGGGACAUAUGGCACAUCGCCUGUACGCUAUCGAGAGCAUGAGCGCUCAGUUCAUCCAGGUCUGGACCAACUGGAGCCAAAAGUCUUACAACGAGAACAUUCUCCACCACUUCGCGCAAAUCUUGUUGGAGGACAAGAUCAUCGACUAUAUCAUAGGCGUCGAUUCACAUCCUCAGGUCGUCUCCCGGAGCGGCAACAUCGUGGGCUUCCUGGCUGUGACUGAGCAUUACGGAGAAGCACAGACCGAUGCCAUUUGGGACUCGAUCACACAGAACCAGGAUCCACGGAUGGCGGAAGCCCUCAUUGAGAUGACCAUGCAUACAGCGCUUCUAAUCUUCUCAGCGAGCUUUGUGGAGCUCUUCAAGCGUAUCUGCGAUGGCAUCCAGAAGAAAGCCAAGGCCGACCUUACCAAAUGGACUGAGGAGCCGAGGAGGAUGGCCGUCUUCUCGCUUGUGGCUGAGGAUGUCUCCGAAGAACUUUGCGCUUUCGUAGCAGCAGAGAAGAACAACGCUCGGAAGGGCCUCAGCAUACCACUCACAUCGCGGCUUCAGCUUCUAUUCUGCCUGAUGAACCUGCCGUCCACUUCCUUGACUGCAGAGACAGAGAAAAAACGUCGCACUUCGACAGAAGCGCCCUGCAACACUAUUGAGAAGAUCACAGCGGAAUAUCUGGCGAACCUCUAUUUGGAUCCCCAGGCUUUCGACCAGUACAUCGAAGAAUUUCCUAAUGUCGUUCGAGAUACCCAUAUCGCCCUCAUCAACCGUUGCAUAAACCAGAUGGUGUCGACAUAUUCUGCUUUGAAAGAGUCCGAAAAGACGGCUACGCCUGGAGAGGUGGAGAUGGAGGACGCGGAGCCAAGGGCGGACCCGAAGAUGCUUGAGCUCCAAUUUCAGAGGACUCUGCUGUUCCUCACGGUGCUGCUAAACCUGGUCAAGAGACGCCCUGACCUUCAGAUCACAUCGCCUCGUCUCAUAAAGCCUGCUAUCCCUGCAAGGAUGGAAGACACGGUUGGCGACAUCUGGCCAAUCAAAUUCCAAGCGAUCGGCGCCGAGAUUGGACUUAUGCAGACUGUUGAAGUCGGAGAUCUUCAGUCGUUGUCAUGGCUUGCGGAGCGUCUGCGUGACUGGACCGGGUUCUACGAAUUUCGACUGAUCCAUGGUGGUGCCCCACUUGAUCUACAAGCACUGGGUGAUAAGACAAUCCGCGACUUGUCGCUUCAUCAGAAGGGCGCCAUUCUGGUCAAGAAUGUUGGUGACACUGCCGCGCCCGCUCACUGUCAGGGGAGCUCGAGUUUGAUUGAGAAAGAAAUUCUCACCAACUAUGACACCAUCUUCGAUUUCCUGGACGGCGGCGAUGACUCCAUGAGCGAGGCUGCGUACGAUUUCCUGAACCAGCUACCCCCACACGGAAAGGCUCUAGCCGUCACGUACGGAGGUCGACAGACAGAUUCCAUAUCAGACAUUUUCAAGUCUUCUUUCUCUCCGGGGAAGCUGUUCAAAGCCCGAAUCUCCGUGUCCACCCUUCGUAAAGAUUUCAGGAACCAAAUGAGAUCGUUAAUCAGUCAUUCCGUUCAGCUUCUCAACGCUGUGAUUCUGAACGAGGGACUCAUCAACGAUUCCCUGUCCGGACCGCACGAUGAAUUCCUAGCCCAGUCCGUCCUGGAGACGUUUACAGAACUGUUGAAAGAGAGUGUUGACGCGGAGGUAUCGGCAUCGUACUUUGAUAACGAGAAACGCCUCACCAGCCGCCUCAUCUCCUUCUUGAAAUCUUCUCUAAGCGCAUCAAAUAUCCACCUCGCGUUUCAAUGCUACGUAGCCUUGCUUGAGGCGUUCAACCACAGCUCAGGCGUUUGGGACGAAUUCAAGGCUCAAGCAGAACUCGAGGACCUCCACUUCACACUUUUGGUUUCGCAUGAGUGCGAAAAGCUCCGGGAGACCAUAUCGAUCAACAUCGAGAACGAGUGCCAACACCUCUCUGGUGAUUCUUUCGUUGGCAGAGAGGAAUUCGUGUCUUUCUACUGGAACAUCUUGUCAAACCUCCUAUCGCGCGCCUCCCAGUGCUCUAAAUCCUGCCAACAGCUCUUCGACCUGUCUGCUAAGAUCUUCCGCUGUGAGCUCCUCCUGGCGCACAAAUACAAGGCUUGCGUCGGUCGUCCUGAGAUUGACUUUGUCAAGCCGUUGAAUAUUGAGAGCCUUGCCGCGGAUAUCUUCACCAAAUUCCUCUUCCCGCCUGCCUCUGAUACAGCGGCCGAUAGAGAGAGCGGCGCAAGCGACGUCCUUCCCGUGCUGGAGACGAAAACAAGAGCUGGGCUUUAUGACUUGAUCACGGCGCUCUGCGAGGACACAGUCGUGUACACACAAAUGAUUGGGUUCAUCCGUGGGCUGCUGCAUGACAACACUCAUGACGAUUACGACGACUAUGUGCUCUCUGGCUCGCGAGAUCUGCGCUCUGAAACGGGCUACCUUUUCAUGGACAUAGAGUUCAGGAAGUUUGUUUUCGAGGCUGAGUGUGGUACCAAGGAUGGCCUGCUGAACGCCAUGCAAGACCUUUUCGCCACCAUGCAAAGCAGCUACGCGAGAUCGGUCGACAUGAAACCAUUUGCUCACUGCGUUCGCGGCACCGACAAGAAGCCGAUCAAUGUUGCAAUCCAAAUGGACACUGAGGAAUUCUUCCGAUUACUCAUGGACCAGCUCGAAAGCGAACUACAAACUACCGAGACACUUUUCAACUUGCCUCUGGAGGUCAAGGGCAAAGAGACACUUGAAGACAGUCUGAAAGCCUAUGUCGAAGGCGAAAGCCUGGAAGGCGAAAACAACGUCCCCGACAACCUGAUCGUCCACUUGAAGCGCUUCGACUUUGACCCGUUUACAAUGACCCGGAGUAAGAUCAACGACUACUUUCGCUUCCCGUCACGCAUCAACAUGAGUCCCUACAAGGUGGAGUAUCUCAGCGAUCCGGACCAGCCUAUUGAGGAUGACUUCUUUGAGCUGGUCGGCUGCGUCAAGUGGAUCAAGUUCAACGACGAUACUGUCACGGAGCAGGACCUUAGCAAAGUUGAAACCGAGUGCUUCGGCGGAAACGGCAGGCAUACUUCUGCGUACAUGCUUCUCUAUCAGCGCGCUUCGUCGCUCGACAAGGAUGGGACGAGCAUCCUUCGUGCUCCGCAAUCGCUGAACCCCAUCGCGGCAAUGCCCAAGGAUCUCGAAAGACGGGCUCACACAACCUUCAUUCGUAAAAUGAUUGGUCAGAUGCGGACGAUCAACAAAGGGGUGUGCACCGAUGAUCAUGGCCUGGAGAAGUCCGUCAUCAGCAUGGUCUUGGAGCACAUCAAACAUGAGCGCGCCCUAGCCGAUUGGCUCAUAUACUCUUACCAGGUUGACUCCACCAACGCAGUCGGUUACCACGUUGCUUGCUUCAUCGUCGAUGCGUUGAAGGAGCUUCGAUUCCACGACCCUUCAAGAUAUGGCCUGGAAAGCUCCGAUCCUGACCUGGAGCAGGCUCUGGAGGAGAACAAAGAUGGCGCAUUACACAAUAUGCUCUCCCGCGUCAAGAAAAUGGCCGCGGACCUUGGCUAUUGCCCUCGCGGACUAGACUUGGGUCAGCACGUCUGGGACAUGUACUUCAAGUUCCUGUCCGCGGUGGCCGAUUUCGGCAAACACGAGGUCGCGCUCCUCCUGCACCACGGGUUCCUGAUGCUGUGUCUUGAGAUCUACAAUCUCGAUGCGGUCCCAGAAAUCAACGAACGGCAUCCGCAGAUCAGUAAAACUUUGGCAAGGAAGGGCAGCAAGCCGUCUUUUGUCGAAAUGACUAUCUUCUUGGCACUCCUCAUGCAGCACAUUGACCUGGAAGCUGAUCUCGUUCCCAACACUCUAGAGCGCAUUCGGUCGUUUUCCGACUCCGAGCAGCAGAAAUUCCCCUUCACAAAUUCAGAGAGUCGCCUGUUCUACUGGUGGGACAAGGAAAACAAUUGCCUAACGGUCCUCAACCGGCUCCUUGAGACAUGGGACCCGACCAUGCGGAACUUUGCUCCGGGAGACAUCAUCAAGGCGAUCAUGGCGAUUGAGCCGGACGCAGGUCACCUCACUUCCAUUCACACCACGAUCCACGAAGGCGUCGAGUUUCUGAUGCCACACUCGAGUGUACCGCCGAAGGACGCGCAGUUGAUGGCUCGCGACAUUGUCAACUGCUUUUCUCCUGAUAAACACUUACUGGGAGAGCACUUCUGCGGCUUUGUCACCACGUUCACGAAUCUUCGCAACGAGCAUAUCAGUCCGAGAUACCCGGAUUUCUUCUAUGUCCAGAUAGUUGGGCUAGCGCACAUCUGGGCACCCAGGCUCUUGUGCUUCGAGGACUCGGAGGUUCAGACAGCUACUUUGAACCUCGUAAGAAGGAUAAUCACUGACAACCUCCCCGGCCAACCGUCUGCUAAGCGGGAAUGGGAUAUGGACGAUGCUCUCGAGGCACGCGUCACCGCAGUACGAAACCUUAUGUGCGCUGGGUUCGAGCGUGUGAAUGUUCUGAACCGAGAAGCCGACGUUCCCCGGAGCGUUGUCGACUACCUUUACCACCUCAUGUUCGAAUGCAGUCGCUUCCUCAGGGCCCUCCGAGCUGUCUGGCCCGAUGCCUUCAGCCCCGUCGAGUUUGAAGAGCUUGACCAAAGAUUUUCUGCGGUGGCGCAAAUCUACAGGGAUUGGCCGGAGAGUGAUGAGUACGACUCGACUUUCUCGGGUGACGAGGAACUGGAGUACACGGAUAACGACGUCGAGGCCGUUUGA